Molecule: messenger RNA, 663 nt
Organism: Lodderomyces oxycetoniae
Lineage: Eukaryota; Fungi; Ascomycota; Pichiomycetes; Serinales; Debaryomycetaceae
Exons: 1
Coding region: 1-663 (220 amino acids)
Source: RefSeq, a predicted model, not a curated record
AUGAAUCAUGCCAAAUUCAAGUUACGGCAAAAUAGUAGAGGAUUGAUAUUUAAUAAGCGACAAGUUGAUAUAGUAUCGUCUAUAGCCUCUAUUACCCAGCUUAAAAGCUUUAAAUCUAAAUUAUUGGCUUAUUACAAGAGAUUUUACAAAUUACGCGAUUUCGAGUGUUCCCAAAGAUUAUAUCGUAGCCAAGAACAUCCAUAUGACAAGGUAGAAAUAAGUAAAGAUGACUAUGUUAAUUUAUUAAAAAGACAAUUUCGAAAUGUCCUGUAUAAUGUUAAACGAAGGAAAUUUCUCGAGCUACCGCCAUUAAGUGAAAAGGAACAAGAACAGCGAUUAGCUAAUACUUUGGCAUUUGUAUUUAACCAUACUGUAGAAAAAAGUAAUCUGGACAAUAAUCCAGAUGAAGUAGUAGUCAAUAUAGAAGAUGAGGAAAGAAUUAGUUUGGACACAAUCGAAUCAAAAAUCAUUAGUACUAUUUUAAGAAUGGAUAAGGAUUGUCCCUUGGAAAUUAAACAUGAUUAUAAAUUUGUUUGGUUGGAUAAGUUGAAUAAACGUAUACAAUGCAAUCAACUCGAUAAAAACGAUAUAAUCUACUUUAACCAAAAGUCCUACUUGACUACUUUGAUGAGGUUUAACGAAUCAAUCAAACUAUCUCUAUAA